Molecule: messenger RNA, 2002 nt
Organism: Ricinus communis (castor bean)
Lineage: Eukaryota; Viridiplantae; Streptophyta; Magnoliopsida; Malpighiales; Euphorbiaceae
Product: glycerol-3-phosphate acyltransferase RAM2
Exons: 2
Coding region: 222-1760 (512 amino acids)
Biological process (GO): cutin biosynthetic process
Cellular component (GO): membrane
Molecular function (GO): phosphatase activity; glycerol-3-phosphate 2-O-acyltransferase activity
Source: RefSeq, a predicted model, not a curated record
UCCACUAACUAAAACUGUCAUCUCUGUCGAUCACCCAAAAAGCACAGUGGUUACUCCAAUUAUCAACUUGUCUAAACUUGCCCGAUUCAAAUUUUGGAUUCCUGCAUUACUUUACAAUAGCAUGCAUCCUUAGAAUCAUAAGCUCCAAACUUCACUUCAUCGUCUAUGUGUAUAUAUACACUCACACUGCAAAACACACCAUAAAUAUUACAUAAAACCUAAUGGCAAACCCUAAAGAAACAUAUGCUCCUUUUAGCUCAUUCCCAAAUAUAGAAAAGUGCACAUCCGUAGGUCGACAAAACGACACUGUAGUGACCGAUAUGGAUGGAACCCUACUUUGUGGACGUAGCCCGUUUCCUUACUUUGCCUUAGUUGCCUAUGAAGCUAGUGGAAUAUUAAGGCUUCUAUUCUUGCUAUUAGCUUCGCCUAUUGCUGGAAUUCUCCGCUACUUCAUCUCCGAAUCUGCUGGAAUCCGAGUACUUGUAUUUGCAACCUUUUCAGGGAUGCGAGUGUCUGAUAUAGAAUCGGUGGCAAGAGCUGUUUUGCCCAAGUUUUAUUCUAGUGACUUGCACCCAGAGACUUGGCGGGUGUUCUCUUCGUGUGGGAAGAAGUGCGUAAUCACGGAAAAUCCUAGGAUUAUGGUAGAGGCAUUCUUGAAAGAGUUUGUUGGGGCUGAUAUGGUUAUUGGCACUGAGAUUGUUGUGCAUAAAGGGAGAGCGACUGGGUUUAUUAGGAGUCCCGGUGUUCUUGUUGGACAGAACAAGGCUGAUGCGCUAAAAAUGGCUUUCUAUGAUGCGCCGGUGCCAAAUAUUGGGAUCGGUGACAGGAGGACUGAUCGUCCAUUCAUGAAAUUGUGCAAGGAGAGCUACAUAGUCCCAAGCAAUUCUCAAGUAGAGCCAGUUGGUCCUAAAAAGUUACCAAAACCCAUAGUUUUCCAUGACGGGCGGCUUGUCCAAAAAUCAACACAUUUAAUCGCGCUUGCUACUCUUCUUUGGAUUCCAGUAGGCUUUAUUCUCGCCUGUCUACGCUUAGCCGCCGGUGCGCUCCUUCCAAUGCCAUUAGUGUACUACGCCUUGUGGGCACUUGGUGUUCGUAUUCACAUAAAAGGCACACCGCCGCCGCCAGCCAAGAAAUCCACUGGCCAAGCUGGAGUCCUCUUCGUAUGUUCCCAUAGAACUCUUCUUGACCCGGUCUUCCUCUCCAUCGCUUUAGGACGUCCAAUCCCAGCCGUCACUUACUCCCUUUCGCGGCUAUCGGAGUUCAUUUCACCCAUCAAGACUGUCAGGCUCACUCGAGACCGCGUUACUGAUGCAAACAUGAUCAAGGAACUAUUACAAGAAGGUGACUUAGUCAUAUGUCCUGAAGGGACUACUUGUAGGGAACCAUUUUUGCUUCGGUUUUCAGCUUUGUUCGCGGAGUUAACCGAUGAACUUGUCCCUGUCGCCAUGGCUAAUAAGAUGACUAUGUUUCAUGGAACAACAGCUAGAGGAUGGAAAGGGAUGGACCCCUUCUAUUUCUUGAUGAACCCUAGCCCUGCAUAUGAAGUGACAUUUUUGAACAAGUUGCCUUACAAUUUAACAUGCGGAGCAGGAAAAUCUAGCCAUAGUGUUGCUAAUUAUAUACAAAGGACGAUUGCUGCAACUUUGUCUUACCAAUGCACCAGCUUUACUAGGAAGGAUAAAUAUAGAGCACUUGCUGGCAAUGACGGAACUGUCGUGGAGGAGCCCAAGCAGGCUCGUGAUGAAGUCAUGGAUUCCUAGACAUUCAUGUCAUUCCAGUAGGCUUUAUGUAUAUAUGAAAAGUAUAUUCGGGAAGCACCGGGAACAGGCAGAUGAAUCUUGAAAGAACAGUCUGAGCAAUCUGAGCAUUUGCCACCCCAUUAUACUCACGCUUAAUGAAAUUACAAGAAGUGAAAAAAGUCUCAAGUAUAUUUAUCUAUGAUAUUAUCUUAGAUUAAGGUAAUAAUACAGUAAAACAUAAAAUUAUUUAUUAAUUUUUACUA